Molecule: messenger RNA, 546 nt
Organism: Neopelma chrysocephalum (saffron-crested tyrant-manakin)
Lineage: Eukaryota; Metazoa; Chordata; Aves; Passeriformes; Pipridae
Product: UPF0577 protein KIAA1324-like
Exons: 3
Coding region: 80-499 (139 amino acids)
Biological process (GO): positive regulation of vacuole organization; autophagosome assembly
Cellular component (GO): late endosome; trans-Golgi network; lysosome
Source: RefSeq, a predicted model, not a curated record
CGGGCGGUUGGCGGGGGCGGGGCUGUGCCGGUGCCGCUCGGACCGCGGAGCCGCCGCCGUUGCCACCGUUGCCGCCGCUAUGGCCGGAGCCGGAGCCCGGUGGGCGCCGCUGGCGCUGCUGUGUCUCGCUGUCACCGCGUCCCCGGGACGCACCGCGGAGCAGCUGCACGUCUGCAAGGAGUCCGAGUACCACUACGAGUACACGGCGUGUGACAGCGCCGGGUCGCGCUGGAGGGUGGCAGUGCCACACAGCCCCGGGCUCUGCACCGGCCUGCCCGACCCCGUCCGCGGCACCGAGUGCGCGUUCUCCUGCAAGGCGGGCGAGUUCCUGGAGAUGCAGGCGCAGUCAUGCCGCCCCUGCGCCGCCGGCACCUACUCCCUGGGUACCGGUGUCCGCUUCGACGAGUGGGACGAGGUGCCCCACGGGUUCGCCAACGUGGCCACCAACCUGGAGCUGCAGGAGGGGCCCGGGAACACCGCCGGGAACUGCAGCGGGUGAGGAACCGCAGGGGAAACCGGGAGCGGAAACCGGGAAACCGGGAUGGG